AAAAGGAAUAUACCAUUACAGGAACAAGUGUCAUUCAAAGAUGUAUGUGUGGACUUCACUCAGGAAGAGUGGUAUCUGCUGGAUCCUGCUCAGAAGAUACUAUACAGAGAUGUGAUUCUAGAAAACUACAGCCAUUUUGUCUCAGUAGGAUAUUGCAUUACUAAGCCAGAAGUGGUCUUCAAGAUAGAGCAAGGAGAAGAGCCCUGGAUAUUAGAGGCAGGAUUCCCAAGCCACUGCCAUCAAG
Messenger RNA from Leptonychotes weddellii (Weddell seal), 244 nucleotides. The record is from RefSeq and is a predicted model, not a curated record. Lineage: Eukaryota; Metazoa; Chordata; Mammalia; Carnivora; Phocidae.